AUGGAGGGAGACCUGGGAGAGUCGGAUGAGGAUGUUCAGGGGGAGGACAGACCCGUAGUGCUGUGGGAAAAAUGCAUCGAGCAGAGCUUCUUUGUUGAUCUCAGUGAGGAUGAAAGUCUCCACUUAAGUGAUCUGGAGAGUUCUUUGGCCUUGCAUCUGUCCCAGGCAGAGUCUGCUGCCUCUGAAGCAAGCAUCCAUCUUAGUGGGGACGCGGAGCUGUCUGGCUUGGAUGACUCCUCCUCAGAGAGCAGUGUGGGCAGUCAGAGCAGGAGGGUUCUAGAGAGCAGUUCCAAGAGAAACCUCUUACAUGUGUCUUCCCAAAGAUCAAACACCAUGCAAGAUAAGCAGGGAAGUGAGGACACUGGACAAAAUACCAGUGAUGAGGAUCAGGAGGACUUGCCAUAUGAUGGCAACAUUGGAAGCCCUUACUUCAACAAGAAAGAUUCCUCUGAGGGAAACAUUAGCUCUGAUGGAGGACACACUGUUCAUACAAGUCCUGAUCUUUCUGGUCAGCUUGAAUUGGUGCAAGAAGAUAUGAGUACAAAGCAGGACAACAUUUUUGAUGCUUCCAAGCAAAGUGAGCUUGGUGGACCGCAUCCUGGUGCUGCAGACAUUAACCAGUUAUUGCUGCGGCACUUCUCCCAGGAGGAAUUGCUGCGGUUGGGUAGGCUGAUCGAGGCAGAGACCCUACCAGAGGUGUCCCUGUUGGAGAGUGCAGACGACAGUGUUUUUAGCCGGGCUCCAACACACAACAGCAAAGCAGUGAAUAAUAACCACACAGAGAGCUCAAAUGAAAAGAGUAAUGCUGCAUCAAAAAAAACAAGUUCAGAAGAGCAGAUAGAAAAGAAGACUCCUACUUUCACAUCUGGUGCUUAUGCAAACAGUAUGUCCAACUCUGAAAGUACAGAUUCUAAGCAGAGCAGGGGGGAUUUCAGUGCAGAUGAAGUAAAGCAGGACAAAGCAGAUGAGGAGGAAGAGCAGGUUCAGAGAGUUCCUCUGGUGCGUACAAGAUCCUUCAGCGAGAUGAGGUAUGGCCAAGGCCAAGUCCAUUACCCGCUCCCCGACUUCUCCAAGGUUGCCCCUAAAGUGAAAAUCCCCAAAACCCCAGCCAGAUCACUUCCUCAGUGCCCUAGCACUAUUCACAGAGCUCAGUCUUCCCCAGGCAUGUUAGAGGUGAUCAGCAGAGUCUUGGAGGACUCAGUCCUGCCAGCCGGGAAAGCUAAUGUCUUUAAAGAUGAAGAAAAGCACACUCCUCCUGCACUGGUGCACCAUCUGCAGGCUGAAUAUGAUAAAUUACUCACCAAAUACGCAGAGGCAGAGAACCUCAUUGAUCAGAUGAGACUAGGAACCAGUAAUCAGCCCUCCUCAGAACUCAUGCUUUAUUUAGAGGAUGAUGAUGAAGAUCAGGGGCAGUUAGCUGAGCUGAGCCAUCUUGGAUACAAAGCUCCUCAUCUUCCCUCAUCAGAAAGCUUAAAUGAAAAAGCUGAGUCAGCUCUCGUCAGCACCAUUAAGGAGGCGGCUGCAGCUUCCUCCAGUGAGCUUCAGGAUAAUCCCAGUGACGGGGAAAGGAUGACCACUGAGCUGAGAGACAUCAUCUGCCAGUUCAUGCAGAAGGUGGAUGAAUUUAGAUUUACUGUGAGCAACAUGGCUGUAAGCGCAGAAGAAAAGCAAAUGAUGUUGAGGAGCAUGAUGGAGGCUCAAGACCAGUUGGAAAGAAAAUACAUCAGUAAGAAGGAGGAGCACAGAGCUCUGGAGAUGCAAAACUACAUAGGCUUAUCCAGGAACACUGGCACUUUUGAUGCUAACAGACUAGUGGAAGGAGACAUAUUCAGGAUAGGCAUGCAUCUUGAGGACAUUAAGGAGAUCAUAGACAAAAACGUGUGUGAUCAGAUUUCUCCUCCUCACUCAACAUCCACUCCCACGUCCACGACUGUACCCACUCCUGUCUGCAUGUUCACACCUUCACCUCCACCUUCCCUGCAUGAGGGGCAAAGUUAUAAGAUGGACACAGAAGAAGAAGAAGCAGAGGGGGGCAGUGACCUUCAGAUAAAUGGUGGAUCAGACCAAAGUAGUGAGCUCGUAACUGCUGACCCUCUAGUGAAAAACUCUGGACAUGGCAGCUGCCAGUCACGGGACUCAACGGGCUCUUUGGUGGGACUUGAUGUCUGUGAAGCUGAGGAGGAGGAGAGGAGCUCUGGUUUGUCAGAGGUGGCAGAUCACAGUGACAUCUUAGCUUACCUGUGUGGAAACAAGAUCACCUCACACGAGCUGUGGACAGUCAGCAGCCACAGCAUCAAGGAUAGAGUCUCCAGACAAAAGGAUGAAUGUGAUCUGGGUGAUUGUGUUAGUCUGGCAGUGGAGGUCUCCUGUUCCUCUGAUGCACCAAGAGGCUCGGAGAGCCACAGCCUCUCAGAGCUGGAUCUCAACACCUCAUGUGCCUCACAGAAGAUGGUGAGUUCAGAGACAGACAGCGGAUUUGGGAGCUCUUACUUGAAUCAUUCGGGCUCGGGAUCAUUUCAAUCAAAUCUGCUUCCAGAAAGGUGUUUAAGUAGCUCAGACAGUGAAGACUCGUGCUCCCACCUGCAAACAGCCAUCCAUUCUGCCAUCACUGGCUACCAGUGGGCCAGUCCCCACCCAUCUGUCCUAACACAACACUGUGGAGCAACAGCUGCAGUGGAUCUGUGGGUGGACAGUACCACUAAGAAACCUUCAGCAAUGCUGCAAGGAUCUGACCAAAGCCUGUCUGCUCAGCUCGUAUCUCAACCUCUAGUUGGCACCUCCAUGGAUACUGAUGGCAGAGGCAGCCCUCUGCGCUCCUGCUCUUGUAAUAGUGAGGCUAUCCUGGCCUUGCAGUCGGAGGUGUCUAGGCUAAAGAAGGACCUGGAGGUGGGCUUAGUGCAAUUACCUCACUUAGCUCAGAAGAUGGACUAUCUCACCUCAAAAUACAGACAAGAGCGCCAGGAGCGCCGGUCCAGAACCAGGACUUACCAAAGUCCAGCCUGUAACAGUCAGGCAAGGCUGGAGGACUGGAUCUCAUCAGACAUGGACCCUAGCCAGAGCAAAGGCACAGACAGCAGUGAAACAAGCACUGAGAUAAUGUUGCAGUUACACAGUUCACCAGCAGGGAGCAGAAAAGGUGGCAGAGGCGUAUCCUCAGGACCUGAGUUUCAGUUUAAACGACAGCAGGCGAUCCAGCCCAAAGUUUCUCCUGCUGCGUGGACAGAGGGAGGCCACUCACUGGAAACCUCUGGGUUGAAAAGCUGCAGGUUAAAAGGAGAGAACGACAUGAUGUCUGACUUCAGACCACAGAUCGUCACAAAUAGUUUAUACUCCAAGGACAGAUGGUCUCUUCUCUCCAGCUCGUUUCUCCAGAAGCCGCUGCUGCAGGUCAGCUACGGCUCCUCCUGCAGUCUGCCGGCCAGCUAUAAAUUCAGGGAGCCGCCGCUGCAGUCCAUGUCCCAUCUGAGAAAACGUUCCACUCAGUCAGACACAGCACUCCUGCCCAGCGAUGUGUACUUUCAGCGGACACCGUCUCCAUCAUCGGUGCCCUUCAAGACUGGCAGCAGGACAAGCAGACGUAGCAGGAGCAAGGAAGAAGACGUGAACAGGACUCUGGACCGGGCGAUUGAGAUGGCUCGCAGCAUGAAGAGGACCACUGACCGCAUGGCCAGGAGGCUGUCUGCAGAUCUGGCUAAGGCUCAGCUACACAGGAAACUGCACCACAUGCAGUCACAAGGUGGAAGGAAACACCAGGACACUGGCUAUGGAUGAGUUCAUACUCUCAUCUU
Molecule: messenger RNA, 3788 nt
Organism: Pelmatolapia mariae (spotted tilapia)
Lineage: Eukaryota; Metazoa; Chordata; Actinopteri; Cichliformes; Cichlidae
Gene: aknad1
Product: microtubule organization protein AKNA
Exons: 21
Coding region: 1-3771 (1256 amino acids)
Source: RefSeq, a predicted model, not a curated record